This is a messenger RNA of Amphimedon queenslandica, 995 nucleotides long. RefSeq names its product ATP-dependent DNA helicase Q1-like. The record is from RefSeq and is a predicted model, not a curated record. Bases 142 to 906 code for a protein of 254 amino acids. The transcript has 2 exons. Gene Ontology annotation, molecular function: 3'-5' DNA helicase activity; four-way junction helicase activity. Gene Ontology annotation, biological process: double-strand break repair via homologous recombination. Lineage: Eukaryota; Metazoa; Porifera; Demospongiae; Haplosclerida; Niphatidae. Gene Ontology annotation, cellular component: chromosome; cytoplasm; nucleus.
CGUAGCCCUACUCUAAAUGAAAGAUUGGUGGCAUUUAUUGUUGAUGAAGCCCACUGUGUUAAGAAGUGGGGGAAAGAUUUUAGGAAAGAUUUUAGCAAACUUGGAGAAUUGCGUGGAUUCUUCUCUGCAAAUAUACAUUUUAUGGCACUGACAGCAACUGCUACAAAGGCUACACGGAAAGAAGUGAUGCGUAUCCUUGGAAUGCGUAAUGCUGUCUUAGUUACUAAAUCUCCUGACAAGCCUAAUAUCUAUUACUCCGUUUCAGAAAAGAAUGAAUCUAUUGACGAUACUUUUGAGCCACUGAUUCAAGAAUUACGAACUUCUCGGCUGCAGACAGUGAAAACUAUCAUCUUUUGUAGGACUUAUCAGGAUUGUAGCUACUUGUAUCUCCUUUUUAAAUCCUCACUUGGGACAGAGUUUACUAAUCCGAUUGGUGCUCCAGAUUAUUCUCCAUUUCGUAUGAUCGACAUGUUUACUGCUUGCAACACUCCCAGUCUAAAGAAGAAGAUACUGCAUUCUUUCUCUUAUCCCAAUGGACAACUGCGAAUUGUCAUUGCUACUAUUGCUUUUGGGAUGGGGAUUGACUGUCCCGACGUUCAUAGAAUUAUUCAUUGGGGACCUCCGUCAGAUUUAGAGAGCUACAUCCAGGAAACUGGAAGGGCUGGUAGAGAUGGUAAUAGUGCUGUUGCUGAACUUUAUUUUUCAAGACGUGACAUCGGUCAGUGUUAUGUUGAGGAAACUAUGAAAGCUUACUGUAAAAAUGAUAGUCAAUGUCGGAGAGCUGUACUUUUUAAUGAUUUUGAUUGUGGUGACCUACCUGCUAAACCUGUACCUGAUUGUGUGUGUUGUGAUAUUUGUGCAAUGGUUUGUACCUGUACUUCUUGCAAAUUUCCAUCUCCUUCAUAAUUCAUACAUUAGCUGUAAUAUACAUGAACUGUAAUACUAUAAUCAUAAUUUUGGAAAUCUUAUUCAUGAAAUCAGCAUUAAAAUUUUAA